UAAACAUUAGUGUACAAAAAGAGCAUAUGCGCAGAAAGAUGCGCAUUAAAAAAUCAAUCAACCAUUUCAGAAAUUUUUGUGAAAAUUAUUGUUGAUGCUUUAAUUGACCACUAGAUUACAUUGGCUCACAACACGUGUAGUUCUGUAGGAAGGCCAGUAUGGCUUCUGGCGAAGACGGUGGCAUGAUGAGUAGUCCAGUACCCGGCCCAGGACACAACCCAGCUUACCCUCAUGAAAACACACAGAUGAUGCAGAAGAUGGAUGAUAAAGGAAUGCCGAAUGAUCCACGUUAUGACAAUUACAUGUCCAUGGUAAAUCGACAGAAAGGAAUGCCAGGUCACAUGAUGCAGGGUCACAACAUUCCUGGGGGCCAGGGUAUGUCUGGGAACCCGCCCCAUGGGAUGGGGAUGGUUCCGCAGUCUCAGCAGGGAAUGUCGGUCAGCGGAGGCCCAGUUCCCUUGUCCAUGUCAGGAGGGCCGAUACAGAUGUCUGGACCACCCAUGCAGGGCAUGCCACAGGGUAUGGGAAAUAUGCCUGGUGGGCAGGGAAUGCCUGGACCUCACCACAACAUACCGAGGGGUACUUCUCCUGCCAACAUAGGAGGCUCCCCUGGAAUGUCGGGUGGCCCUCCAGGAAUGUCAGGCGGCCCCAAUGCUGGGAUGCCUGGGCCUAUGAAUCCACAGAUGGUCGGACCAGGUGGUUCUGGGUCAUCGGGGCCACCGAUAUCCAAUUCCAGUAUGGGACAGGGGAACAUGCCCGUGCCCAGCAUGAACACUCAGAGCAUGAGUUCCUCGUCGAUGGCGGGACCCAAUGGUGGUCCAAACAUGGGUGGACCCAACAUGACCGUCCAGCCCAACAUGGGGUCUGGUGAUGGGGUCAGUUCUGGAGGGAUGCCCAUGUCGGCUGCUAGUGGUUCCGAUGUUCCCAGUUCAGCUGGUGGGAGUAUGAACACUGGACCGUCAGGCCCUCCAAUGAAUCCAGGCUUCAUGGGACCACAGCUUACAUCGGGAGCGUCAGUUGGACCUCCGAAUAUGGAUGGCAGUCAAGCACAAGGUCCCCCAGGAAGCCAGGGACCGAUGGGAGUCGGCCCUCGACAGUCCAGCUUCAAUGCAACCCAGCUUCACCAGCUGAGAGCUCAGAUCAUGGCCUACAAACUUCUGGUGCGCAAUCAGAACUUGCCAGAUAACCUGCGAAUGGCUGUGGAGGGCAAACGGCCACUGGGACCUUUCCCUCGGCCAGUUGACCAACAACAAAUGCAUCAGAUGCGGAUAAGUCAGAACCUACAGCCAGUGCAUCAUGGGACAGUGAUGGGUCCCGAGAUGCCGGCCCAGCCCCCGCGGAUACACAGCACCCAGCCGCCCCCGCCCCCCUCGGUCCAGGCCAUGAUGGCCAUGCAGCAAAAACAGAACCGGAUCGCACCGGUCACCAAGCCACAAGGUCUCGAUCCUGUUGAGUUACUUAAAGAGCGGGAACACAGACUUGCAGCCCGGAUAUCGGCUCGAAUAGAAGAGCUGAGCAGUCUUCCAGCCGUUAUGUCAGAUGACCUCAAGGUCAAGGCUACAAUUGAGUUACGAGCACUCAGGCUGCUUAAUUUUCAGAGACAGUUGCGUGCUGAUGUCACCACCUGUAUGCGAAGGGACACAACUCUUGAAACUGCGCUGAACACGAAGGCGUACAAACGCAGCAAGCGACAGUCGCUGAGGGAAGCGAGGAUCACAGAAAAGUUGGAGAAACAGCAGAAGGUGGAACAGGAGAGGAAGAAGAGACAGAAACACCAGGAAUACUUGAAUGCAGUGCUGCAGCACGGUAAAGACUUCAAGGAGUUCCACCGUAAUGUGUCAAACAAGCUGAGUAAACUGAACAAGGCAGUGAUGACGUACCACACCAACACCGAGCGGGAACAGAAGAAGGAACAGGAGCGCGUGGAGAAAGAACGAAUGAGGCGACUCAUGGCUGAAGAUGAAGAGGGCUACCGGAAUAUGAUCGACCAGAAGAAGGACCGGCGUCUGGCGUACCUGCUGCAGCAGACUGACGAAUACGUGAACAGUCUGAUGAAACUCGUCAAGGACCACAAGGACGACGUCCGCAAGAAGAAGAAAGAGAAGAAGAAACCCAAGGAAAAUGAAGAUGAAUCGCUCAAAGAAGCAAAUGCCGAUGAGUCGUCCAACUCGAGUGACCAGCGGAUCAAGGUGAUCGACAACGAGACCGGACAGAUCCUCACUGGGGAAGACGCACCUCUAGCCAGUCAGCUCGAAUCAUGGCUGGAGAUGCAUCCCAAUUUCCAAGUUGCCAUUCGAGAGGAAGAGGAGGAGGAGGAAGAGAUAGAGGAGAUAGAUGAGGAGUCUGAAACUGUUGCCCUGCCGAUAGUUGAGGAGAAGAAGAAACUGGCAAAAAACCCAGAAGAUCUGGACGAAUUUGAAGCUGAAGAAAUCAUUCAGGGCUCUGCAGCAAAGGAGAUGGAUGACGACUACAAUAGCAUGGACACGUACUACGGCAUCGCUCACACGUACCGCGAGAAGAUCAAGGAACAAGCCUCCAUCAUGGUUAAUGGAUCACUCAAGGAAUACCAGGUGAAGGGUUUGGAGUGGCUGGUGUCACUGUAUAACAACCACCUGAAUGGGAUCCUGGCCGACGAGAUGGGUCUGGGAAAGACGAUCCAGACCAUCGCACUCAUCACGUACCUCAUGGAGAAGAAGAAAGUCAACGGACCAUUUCUUGUCAUCGUUCCGCUUUCAACUUUGUCAAACUGGAGUUACGAGUUCGCCAAAUGGUCGCCAUCAGUGACCGUGGUCGCCUACAAGGGUUCUCCGACUGUGCGUCGUAACUUGGCUCAGACUCUCAAGGGUGGCAAAUUUAAUGUGCUGCUUACCACGUACGAUUAUGUCAUCCGAGACAAAGCUGUGCUGUCCAAGCUGCGUUGGAGGUACAUGAUAAUUGAUGAGGGUCAUCGUAUGAAGAAUCACCACUGUAAGCUCACCCAGAUUCUUAACACCCACUACAUUGCACCACACCGAUUGCUGCUCACAGGAACACCUCUACAGAACAAACUGCCGGAACUGUGGGCUCUGUUGAACUUCCUGCUACCGAGCAUCUUCAAGUCAUGUUCAACAUUCGAACAGUGGUUUAAUACGCCAUUUGCACUGACUGGAGAAAAGGUUGAACUGAAUCAAGAGGAAACACUUUUGAUCAUUCGCCGUCUCCACAAAGUGCUGCGACCGUUUCUGCUGAGACGACUGAAGAAGGAAGUAGAAUCUCAACUACCCGACAAGGUGGAGUAUGUAAUAAAGUGUGAGAUGUCGGCUCUCCAGCGACACGUGUACCGACACAUGCACAACCGAGGAAUUCUCCUCACGGACGGAUCCGAGAACAACAAGAAGGGUAAAGGAGGAGCGAAGACUCUGAUGAACACCAUCAUGCAGCUGAGGAAGAUCUGUAACCAUCCAUUCAUGUUUCAACACAUUGAGGAGGCGUUCGCUGAGCAGACCGGGUCCAGUGGGGGGAUCGUAACGGGUCCCGAGUUGUACCGAUCAUCCGGGAAGUUUGAGUUGCUGGAUCGAAUUCUUCCCAAACUUCGAUCAACAAAUCACAAAGUUCUACUCUUUUGCCAGAUGACUUCGCUCAUGAGUAUUAUGGAGGACUAUUUUCUCUACCGAGGUAAUUACAACUUCUUUCAUAAUCAUUUCUGGAUUGUGACACUGACAUUUAUGGCAUAUAUAUCCCUUAUCAAUUAUUUAAUUUUGGUUGAAAUCUGUUUUUGUGAUCGUAUCCUGGGAGUGGGUGUUGAUGAGUACCCAACGGCACUGCCUACGGGGAAAAUCCUAACGGGAGCGCGCAUUUUUCGUGCCGACUCCUAUGAGACGUUGGGGGCGGAUUUUCUCGAACAUCCGGCGGUCGUUCCCGCUAGUGUCCGAGCCGCUUGUUCCCCAUCGCCGCAUGUGUCAUUGCCAAUCGCGGAUCUGGAAUCGUUCGAACGGCUGGCUAAGUCGAUGUUCCAGCCCAAUUCUCCCAUCUUCUGUUUCUUGCUGAGCACUAGGGCGGGUGGUCUGGGCUUGAAUCUGCAGACGGCAGACACGGUCAUCAUCUUCGACUCGGACUGGAAUCCUCACCAGGAUUUGCAAGCCCAGGAUCGGGCUCACAGAAUCGGCCAGACUAAUGAAGUGCGGGUGUUACGUCUGAUGUCCGUCAACAGCGUGGAGGAGCGCAUCCUUGCCCAGGCUCGAUUCAAGCUGAACGUUGAUGAAAAGGUCAUCCAAGCCGGGAUGUUUGACGCCAAGUCAACGGGAAACCAGCGUCAGAUGUUCCUUAAGAAUCUACUCAUGAAUGAAAAUGAGGACGAAGAGGAGGAAGAUGAUGUCCCCGAUGACGAGACCAUUAACCAGAUGUUGGCCCGCACAGAGGACGAGUUUGAAAUAUACCAGAAAAUGGAUAUUGAACGUCGACGUGCAGAAGCUACAACGACAGGUAAGCGCAAACCGCGUCUCAUGGAGGAGGAUGAGUUGCCCAACUGGAUCAAGCUGGACGAAGAAGAGGUUGAACGGCUGACGUUUGAGGAGGAAGAAGAUAAACUGUUUGGACGUGGUUCUCGGCAGAGGAAGGAAGUAGACUACUCUGAUUCACUCACAGAAAAACAGUGGCUGCGGGCUAUAGAAGACGGCAAUUUGGACGAGAUGGAGGAGACGGUGAAGAAGAGCAGCAAGAAGAAGGGUAGGAAGCGGAAGAUGGUGGAGGAAGAGCCCGAGACCCCCAAGGUGAAGAAACGGCGAGGACGCCCGCCCGUCGAGAAACUCGCUCCCAAUCCACCCAAACUGACCAAGGUGAUGAAGAAAAUCUUCGAUGUAAUCAUCAACUACAAAGACAGUGAUGGUCGUGUACUGAGUCAGAUGUUUAUGGAACUGCCGUCGAGGAAGAGAAUGCCCGAGUAUUAUGAAAUCAUCAGAAAGGCUGUGGACUUCAAGAAAAUAAAGGCUCGAAUAAUGGACCACCGCUACCGAUCACUGGAUCACUUUGAAGGUGAUGUCAUGUUGCUGUGCAAGAAUGCGCAGACGUUCAACAUAGAAGGAUCAAUUAUCUAUGAAGACUCCAUUGUGAUCCAGUCUGUAUUCACGAGUGCGCGUGAGAGGCUGGAGAAGGAGUAUGCGCUGUCUGACCACAGCGAGAGUGAGGGGGAGGUGGUGGAGGAGGACGAGGAAGAAGAGGAGGAGGAGAAACAGGAGGAAGAUGAUGAUGACAACGAUGCCGAUGAUGAUGAUAGCAAUCAGGUGAAGGUGAAUUCAAAGCAUGGGAAAGACGUGAAGCACCCGAAGGAGAGCUCGUCCCACAAGCGGCGCCCGAGGGCAGCCAAGACGCGAGCCAAGCCAGUGAUCAGCGACGACGACACAGACGACAGCGCUGCUGAAGAAACUGAUGAUGAUCGGGCUACAUCAUCGCGCAGUUCUUCUAGAGUAGCUUCCCCUGCUCCUGGACAUAGAAAACGGAGAGAGUAGGAAAAACAUGUAUAUAGCUCUUUUCAAAAGUGGCAUUGCCAGUCUGUUGAUGAACUGAAGAAAAUGUGUGUAGGUCAUACUGGACAUGGUUUGCAAGACGGAACUGAUCUGUGAAUCAUUGUGCUUCUGUAGGCCCACUGCUAAGUGGAAUAAAUCAGUCGGUUAUAUCGGUUUAUUGUCAUCGGAGCUAAAAUGAUUGUGCACUAGUUUCCUGGUAUUUUCCCCAUGUAGAAAUAUAACAGAAGUGACAUCCGUAUCCAAGAAACAAGUUUCUAAACAAUUUGGUGUUAUCACAGGACACUAUCCAAAUGAGUUUGGGCAAUUACAAAAAAUAAGUUGACGUAUCUUUUGUAUGGUGAAAUCUGUAUGUAAUAAGUUUUGUAUGUAGCACCAUUGGCCGUUAUCAUUAGUUGUGUAAUAUCAAGUAUAGACUGCAUGCUUUAAUGUUAAAGGAAAUACAUUAUAUCGUAUCAUAUGUCUUUAGUAGUUUGCCAUGUGUGCAACGGUUAUGUGCUGCGGUAAAUGGUGUCGAUCAUUAAACUGUAAAAAUUCA
Molecule: messenger RNA, 6036 nt
Organism: Gigantopelta aegis
Lineage: Eukaryota; Metazoa; Mollusca; Gastropoda; Neomphalida; Peltospiridae
Product: transcription activator BRG1-like
Exons: 36
Coding region: 159-5483 (1774 amino acids)
Biological process (GO): positive regulation of transcription by RNA polymerase II
Cellular component (GO): nucleus
Molecular function (GO): ATP binding; histone binding; transcription factor binding
Source: RefSeq, a predicted model, not a curated record